Molecule: messenger RNA, 428 nt
Organism: Dissoconium aciculare CBS 342.82
Lineage: Eukaryota; Fungi; Ascomycota; Dothideomycetes; Mycosphaerellales; Dissoconiaceae
Exons: 1
Coding region: 109-324 (71 amino acids)
Source: RefSeq, a predicted model, not a curated record
AAAAGAACGGCGGUGUAUUAUUCGAGAACAGUGGGAGAGCAGAGGUGGUGCACCGCAUGCGCAUAUCUGGCAUGGGCGUCUCGCGGGUCGCCUGGAGAGCCCGAUGCGAUGAGGGCUGUCAGUGUCAGUGUGUACUGUUCUGUAUCCUGGAAUUCCACCGGGUGGAGGAGGAUUUGUUGUGAUGACUUACGGUAUUCACGGUAUUGUCAUAUAUAUGUGUGUGUGUGUGUGUGUGUGUGUGUGUGUGUGUGUGUGUGUUUAUGUAUAUCCGUGCAGGUGAUCGAAUCGAGCACAACCCGCCUCUCGUCUCAGCAAUUUCCAUGAUAUACUGCAUUGGUUCGACGAACACCUGACCAUCCCUGACGAUUUGGGGGGGAAGAUUAUUGACGACACGACCGUUGUUCCAUUGGAUAGUUGGCUAUUGUGGU